GAGUGAGUUACCAUGCCGUAAAGUGCUUCGAUGCGACCUGCCACCAGUGGAGAGCAACAGAAGGCCCCGAAAGCUUCUUAAAUUUAUAGACGAUGAAAGCAGGCGUAUUGGGGUUCCGUUUCAUUUUAUAGAGCGCAUUAUCGUCUUCCUCACGAUGAUUAUAGAGAAUGUGGACGCCCUCAAGUCGUGGCUGGCGAAACUCCUAGAACCAAUAUGUGAUGCUGACCCCUCUGCGUUGGCCAAUUACGUUGUGGCUCUGGUGAAGAAGGACAAACCGGAGAAGGAGCUCAGAGCACUUUGUGCCGAUCAGCUCGACGUCUUCCUGCAAAAAGAGACUAUAGGCUUUGUGGAUAAACUUUUUGAAUGUCUGACAAGCAAGAACUACCAGGGGAACCCCAUUGCCAAGGAAGUUCCAAAAGAAGUGGUUAACCUUCCACCAGCCAAAUCAGAUGCAUUGGAAAUUGAGGCUCCAGAGGAGGAGAGAGAAAACAGGCGCAGGAGAAGUCCUCUGAGAAACCGCUCCGACUUCAACGAGUCCAGGAGUCGCGACGACAGGAGGCGGGACGAGCGCAAGAGGCGCGACUUCGAUCGUCACAGCAAGAGCAGCGGUGGCGGCGGCGACUUGCACCGCGAGCGGGAGCGUCACGAGCGUCGCAAGGGGAGCUCCCGCGGGAGGAGCAACAGCCGCAGCCGGAGCAGGAGUGGCAGCCGGGGGAAGAGUAGAGGACGAGACUUCAAGUCAAAGUUCGAGGUGGAGAGGAAGGACGCGGACGGCUACAACUCGUCCAUGCCGGGCAGGCCCCAGCAGCCUCCGCAGCUCACGUCGCCUCUACUGCCCACCCCCCUGCAUCCCUUCUCGUCUACCACCGGCGGUCCGGGGCCUGGCGGCAUCCCCUUGGCGACGCACGCGCAUAUGCCCGACGGCACCACGGACAGCUGGUCCAGCUACUAUGGCAAACCGAGGAAAGAUGGCGUCUGCAAGCCGUUCAGCAAUAAGAACCCUUCACGCAAGCAGCGAUGCAGGGAUUACGACGAAAAAGGAUUUUGCGUCCGCGGCGACCUGUGCCCGUUCGACCACGGCAACGAUCCUCUCAUCGUAGAUGACGUCAAUCUGCCAAACAUCAUCCCUUUCCCGCCACCGCCAGUGAUACCCCCCGGUGGGCUACCCAUGCCACCGCCCAUUACCGAGCCACCCCCCUCACUCAGGAUACCGCCGCCGCCGAUGCCGCCCUAUGGCCAGCCGCCGCCACCUGGCGUCUUUUCGUUGGCUGGGCCUGCUGUUAUGAGACAUCAGCUUGGGCUUGUGUCUCCAUCAGGACCUCCUCCACUGAUCGCAACCAGUGGAAUGGAAGCGCCCAACCACCAGUCGGCGAUCACGUCGUCGCCUCCAGUCGGACCGCCCGGCGUGAGGCUGCCGCCACCUCUUCCUUUGCCUCCUCUGCCUCCUCCCUCCUCUUCGUCGGUGUCGCUGCGUCCCCGUUAUGUCCAGUCUGAAUAUAACUACGAUCCAGAGGGCUAUAACCCAGAAUCGCCAGGACUGACUGGUGCAGGUCGCAACCAGUAUCGGCAAUUCAUUCCCCGAGUGCAGACGCAGCGCCCCAACCUCAUUGGCCUCACGUCCAAUGACGGACAAGGCUCCAGAGCUGCUAACAUAGUGAUCCAGACGGAGCCCGCAACUCCCGCCAGCACACUGGGAAGCAACAUGUCCUGUUUCAACUCUGAGCAGCACAACAGGAAGAGACCCAUGGGCUGUAUGAUAGCUGAGGGACCCACGGCUAAAAAACCCUGGAUGCAGAAGCCAAACUUCAACAACAAAGGCAGCUUCCCAAAGAGGAACUUCCACGUGAACACCAAGCUGGAGGUGCGCAAUAUCCCGCCUGAGCUCAACACCAUCACCAAGCUCAAUGAGCACUUCAGCAAGUUUGGGACCAUUGUGAACAUUCAGGUGGUGUUCGGCGGCGACCCAGAGGUGGCGUUGAUCCAGUUCACAUCCAACGAAGAAGCCCGUCGGGCCAUGUACUCCGUGGAGGCGGUGCUAAACAACCGCUUCAUCAACAUGCGCUGGCAUCGCAAGUUCAGCAUGCCGGGGAUUCACCAGCUGGAGCAGGGCACGGGGAGCCAGGUGGCCGGGUCCGCUCCCAACCUCGGGCCGCAGGGUAUGAAGCAGCACAAUCCUGCCACUUACGUGCUGAACAAGCAUCGGUCGCCAGCGGCGGUAGGCCCUACGAGCACGCCUGACAACCUGAACCCCAGUGCAGAAGCUGGCAAUGUGGUGCCGACGCUGACAAACACCCAGAAGGGCCCCUACGCUUCCAACCCGCUCAAGUCGUCCUCCAAGUGCCUUGGGAAAACGGCGAAAGCGCUGGAAGCACAGGAAGCCCUGAAGAAGAAACAGGAGGCGUUAAAACUACAGCAUGACUUGCGAAAGAAGAAGCAAGAAAUGUUAAAGACACAGAUUGAGUGUCAGAAGGCGCUGAUUAACCGUCUGGAGAAGAACAGGGGGAUGAAACCAGAGGAAAGAGCCAACAUCAUGAAGACACUGAAGGAACUGACUGAAAAGAUAGCCCAGCUCCAGAAUGAAAUGAAUCCGGCCUCCCAGGUCUCCAAGGCCAAUCACAACCAGCCCAAGACAAAGACCGACGCCCAGAAGGAGCUCCUGGAUGCUGAGUUGGAUUUCCACAAGAAGCUAAGCUCUGGAGAAGACACGACAGAUCUCAAGAGAAAACUGGGCCAGCUACAGAAGGAGGCAACACAACUUGGCAUCCUGCGAUCCCCGACGUGUCGAGGCCGCGGCCGGGGGAAGGUACCGCCGGAAGCAGGCGCCAUUCGCGCGAGGGGCCGCAGCGGUUCUGUAAACCGCAUGGUGGUGGACCACCGGCCCAGAGCUCUGUCUAUCGUGGGGGUCACUCAGGAGGAGAAGGAGGAGCUCAUGUCACACUUUGUGAAAUUUGGUGAUCUAGAAGAUCUCCGUGACCAGGACGCCACCAGUGUCGUCAUGACCUUCAAGACUCGGAGCGAAGCCGAGAAUGCAGCCAACCAGGGAGCCAAGUUCAAAGGUCGCGUGUUGCAAAUUUCCUGGCACAAGCCUAAAACGCCCUCUGUCACCACAGAGCCUGAGGAGGAGGAGUCCAAAGACGACAACAACACGCAGAAGGAAGGUCGCUCCAAUGUGCCCGGCGAGGAGGAAGAAGAGGAAGAGGACGAUGACGAAGACGACAAGUAUGAAAGCCGAUCUUGGAGACGAUGAAGGCGUCCUUACGACAGCGAAAAAAAUCGCCAUUGCGGAUAACACGGAAGGACCCCCCUUUUUUCUUAGAAUUUUCAACAAAGUCAUUUUAAGACUAACAGAAGUUUGGUUUUCGCGGGUUUCCCCCCACUCAACAAAACGAUCUCACUUUUGCUGAGAAAGGCGAAGGUUCAGUUCUCCAAGAUAGUUUAAAUGUGCUUACUUUACUGUCGGUAAUGCACAACAUUUGCAUCUACUGUGAAAAGCUAUUUUUAUACAUUACUGUAUUUAAAAUUGUUUUUUUUGGGGAGUGGGGGGGGGGGGGGGGGGGCAAUGCAGUCUCAGUUAAAUGACCACGUUAAUUUAUUUCUUUGCCUCUUACCUGCUCUAGCUCGGCAACAAUUGGAUUCAGAAAUGAAAACACAUUGAACCCACAAAUGCUUCCAUUCAUUCAUUUAGUAUGGCCCUUUGAGGACUUUCUAAAAACUAAUAGGAAAAUCACCUUGUGGUCAUUUACUGUAAAUAUAUCACAUUUCUUUUUAAUUUCCACUCUGCUUCUCAAGCAAACAAAAAGACGAGCCAGUCAUUCCUAAAUAUCGAUAGACAGAUGUUUGAAUGUAAAAAAAAAAAAAAAAAAAAAAAAGCCGUUGAUUUUAACAUCUAGAGAAUUAUAAUGGAAUUUCUUUCUUUGCCUUACACCCGUCAGCCCCUCGGCGGAAUUUUUUACAAGAUGUGGUUCACUUUUUCUUUGUUUUUGUGUAAAUUAUGUACAUUUGCUUAAAACAUUUGCAUUUCAGUUUUCUGUCAUUUUAAUCUGGGGGAGGGAAAACAUGAUCCCGUUUCAUUAAAUCGUUCCCCCUUAAAGAUUUAUUUCUAGUUUCCUGCUUUAUACUGUAUCAAAAUUCAACCGUAAUCCACAUAGUAAUGUUUACACGCACCCUGAUGUGGAGUUGCUUGAUUGCAUUUAUUUUUGGGGGAGUGAAAAACUAAAACCAAAAGAAUAUUUAUUGAACUUUUCCUGCAUGUAAAUACACUUACUGUGUCCUUUGGAGUCAUCUUCGCGCCUAGAUUACUUUUCUCACAAGUCCAUAAUAAGUUCUCUGUUGGUUUUAAAAAGGACAAAGUAACUGGUUUCUUGUAUAUUCAGAGAAGUUGCUCUCUAUCCCACUUUUUUUUUUUUUUUUGUACUCGUGUGUGUUUGCUAAUACACCGUAGUGUUAAAAAAAAUUGUAAGUUUAUCGGAUAAUAGUUUUGGAUUUGUUACUGUUUAUAUUUACAGGAUGUGGAUGAUGACGAUGAUGUAUUUUUCAUGUCAUUUUGCUCGUAAAAAGAUGGAUUUCUAAUUUACAAGCAUGUUUGCUUUUGCCAAUAAAGACAAGGAAUGGGCUGCUUGGGGGAGAAAAAAAUGAAAGGGGGGGGAAAAAGAAAAAAAUACAAUUUGAUCUUGGGGGGCAUUUAAAAGAUAAAAAAAAUCAUAUUGGCAAGUUUUGAAGAAAAAAAAGCAAAGCAAAAGCAUUCCAGGAAAUACCAUCUUAAAACUGUUGUUGUCUCAUCUUUUUACACCUCAGUUUUUUGUUUUUUUUUGGGGGGGGGCAUAUACAAAGAGAGGUAACCCAAAUUUUGGGGUGAGAAUGCGCCAUAAUCUAUUACUACCAUAUGCCAAAGUAGUAAAGUCAGUAUUAAAGUAAAUAUACAAAAAACACUUGUAGGGCAAUCGAAUCAUUCUAUGAAUAUGGCUUUAUGAAUAGUGAUUUCAUGGUGGGGGGUUUGCACCCCUUUUUAAAUA
Phyllopteryx taeniolatus (common seadragon) is the source of this 5012-nucleotide messenger RNA. It is a transcript of the gene rbm27, whose product is annotated as RNA binding motif protein 27. NCBI's taxonomy places the organism in Eukaryota, Metazoa, Chordata, Actinopteri, Syngnathiformes, Syngnathidae. Gene Ontology annotation, cellular component: nucleus. The transcript has 21 exons. The coding region runs from base 155 to 3247 and encodes 1030 amino acids. Gene Ontology annotation, molecular function: RNA binding; metal ion binding. The record is from RefSeq and is a predicted model, not a curated record. Gene Ontology annotation, biological process: mRNA processing.